AUGAAUCGUACUAUUAUUGAUCAAUUAUUUAAUCAACAAGUUAAUUGUAAUCAUUUUCAAAAAGUAGCUAUCGAACUAGACGAACAAUUUCUCACUUACAGCGAAUUUAUUUUCUAUGCACAACGAAUUGCUACGUAUUUAUUAGAAAAUUUUAAUCUUACACCAGGAGAUAUUAUUUGUCAAUGUAUAGAAAACAAUCUAUCAAUGAUGAUUGGAGUUAUGUCGAUUGAAAUGAUUGGCGGUGUUUGUUGUUCUCUUUCGUCUCAAGAUUCUAAUCAACAAUUAUAUAAAUUGAUCAAACAAACUCAAAGUCAUCUAGUACUUGUUCAUUGGCUAACGCAAAACAAGAUUAAAGAUGAUAUUACUACAUUAAAUAUCGAUUCAAUGAUCAACACUGAACUUUAUCGAUCGUUUGAUAUUCAUAUGUCAUCAAACGAAAAAAUACAUGAAUGUCUAUUACAAAAGAACAACAAUUUAUAUCAAAAUAUGAUCACCAAACUUUACAUACCAAAUAUUCCGGAUGAUUCCAUUAUUCUUUUCGAUGAACAUGAUAAUAUUAUUUUUACUAGUCAAUAUACAUGUCGUGAAAUAAUACAUCGAAUCAAAAAUUGGGAUAAAUUAAAAGAACUUUUUGUUGAUGAUAUACAUACUGAUACUAUUCGUAAUGAUAUUUCUCGAUAUAUAAUAGAUACUGUAAAACAAUUAAAACCAAAUUAUAUAACUAAAUUUAUUCUAAAACUUUGUAUGUAUCGUAAAUCGUAUAUUGAUGAUUUAUUACAACAAUUAAUGAAUUUAUUUCCUGAUCAAUUAAUUAUUCAAAAUGACUCGGGUAGUAAAGAUCCAGAAUCGGAUUAUGAUAUUCGUAUAGGUUCAACAGAUGGUAGCGAUGCUGAUAUAGAUGCAUGUGUUAUAUUUAAUGAAUUUUUUUCUAUACAUUGGUGUUUACCAUCUGGUAUUGUAUUUGAUACAAAUUUAUAUCCUAGACAUUUAAAUACAAUUGAACCUAUAUUUAAUGUACAAGGAACUGGUUUGGGUAUAUAUUUACAUAUACGUUGUGAUUAUCCAUAUUAUUUCUUUACGGAAAUUAAUGAUUAUAAACAGAAUAAAAUGUCAGUAAUUAAAUUACGAAAAUGUAUGACUGGAAAAGAAUGGCAACAUUAUAUUACUACAAUAACAAAAAAUGAUUCUGAUCCAUCGUUAAAAAAGUUUUUUUAUAAAGCUGAAUUAACCUAUUGGAAAUAUACGAAACAAUUACUUACACAUAUAUCAAAACCAAAUGAAUUAAUUAGUUGUGCAUUAAAUGAAAUUACAAAUAUUAUAUCUACAAUAAAAACAUCUCACUAUGAUACAACUAAAUUUGAAAAUAUAUGGAAUAAAAUUGAUUAUGAAAUGAAACAUAUUUUAAUGGAACAUAGUAAUAUGUUAUUUAUUUCAUAUCUUCGUCAAGCUCGUAAUCUUGAAAGAGAAAUUCGAAAAAGAAAAGAUAGAUAUGAAGAUUCGUUUUUACAUCCUAUACUUCGAAUACCUCCAAGUGAAAUGUUAUAUAUUGAUACACUUAUUAUCUCUAUGCGACAUAAAUUUUCCAAAGCUGUUUAUUUUGCUAAUGAUGCAUGUGUUGCAGAAGGUUCAUUGUAUUAUGUAAGUAUAGAACAAUAUAGUAAUCAUGCUGAUGUAUCAUAUGUUCGAAAUAAAAUCUUACGAACAAAUCGUCUAACAAACAAUCAUUUAUAUCAAUCAAUUAAUGAACAAUAUAGUAAUUUUUUAAAAGAAAUAAAAAAUUAUUCAAAAAAACAAGUUCAUCAUGGUCGAACUAUUUAUCGAAGUAGUAAAUAUUUAUAUCGUUUAUUAAAUACGAUUACAGAUUUAGGAACAAAUAAAUGGAAUAGAAUGGGAUUUGAUGGUAAUCAUCAUAUAAGUAAAUUGGGAUUAAUUGUAGAAGAAUUAUUAUUAUCUAUUCGAAAAUAUAAAUAUCCAUUUGAUGAAUUCAAUUCAAAUUAUCGUUCUCAAAUAAGUGAAUAUUUUGCAUUAGGUAUAUUUCCAACAGAGUCACAAUUGAAAACUUUUUGGAAAUAUCGUAGAUUAACAUUAGAUGAAUCAUCGGAAUUAUUUAAAUAUAAAAAUUAUCCAUGGCAAAUUAUGCAAGUAUUACAUCAUCAAUCGGAAAUCGAAGAUUUAGUAAUUCAUGAUUUAAAAACAUUAGCUAUUCAUAUACGUAAUUAUAUAAAUAAUACUGAUAUUUUUUCUAACAUUGAUAUUAAUAAUAAUGAACAAUUUGAUGCUAUAUUAUAUAUUAUACAACAAAAUUCUUUGAUAAUCAAACAAUAUACAACAACGAUACUUAAUCUUGUCAUUGAUUGUAAUCAUAAAAUUUAUCAUAGUUAUAUUCGUGGUAUGUUCGAUUAUGUUCCUGAUAUAAUACGAUAUCUAUUUGAUUGGAAAAUAACACGAUUUAAUAUUGUAAUAAAAUAUACACGUCAUAAAGAAUAUUCUCGUAUUAAAAAAUCUAAAGUAUAUGAUUAUAUAACAUGGAAUAAUUAUAUCAUUGGUAUUAUAUUUGGUAUAAGAUUAGCAUGUAUUCAAAUGUUUAUCAUUGCUCCUAUUAUGUUCUUAAUAGAACCUAUACAAAAAUCUGUAUGGAUAUUAAAAACUCUAUGUAAAAUCGAACAACCUUAUGAUCGUAUAUUAUUACAUACUCGUGCAGCAUAUAGAACAUUAAAUACAGGAAAUAUUACAGUUGUACAUGAUUCUAGAAUAAUCGAUACAGGUAUUACAAUUCGUGAUGCUUAUGGUACUAAUACGCAAAUAAGUUAUAUUAUUGGUAUUCUACGUUUAUUGACUACUAUCAUAGUCAAAGGUAUUGUUUGGUUUAGUUGGAUGAUAGUCAUUACUGAUCUUAUUAGUGUAAUUAAUGUAACAAUAUCAUGGAAAUAUAUAUAUAUUAUACAAAAUUUAUAUGUAGCAUGUUUAGUAUGUGUUUCUGUUAUUGUUUUUGUGCUAAAUACAUGGACUACUAUACGACGUUAUUUUUUAUUGUAUGAUUCAAGAAAUGCACAAUAUUUAGCUACUGUUAGAGAAAAUCAAGGAACACGAGCAUAUUAUCUAUCGAUAUUAUCUUAUAUUAUAUUUGGUAUUAUAUUUAAUAUUAUUUUUAAUUUAUUAGAUCUUGAAAAUGAACAAUGGAUUAAUAUAACACCAUUUGCACAAAUUUUUAAUAAUCCAGUAUCACAUUUAAGUGCAACAGAACUAACAAUACUUAUCAUUUUACAAGGAAUAGCUAUUGCUUUAAUUGAUGUUAUUAAUAGAAAUGCACGUGGUAACGAACGUCUUCCUGAUUAUGAAUUAUCAGAUCGAAAUAGAAUUGGUAGAAAAGAAUGGUUAAAUUUUCCAGUUGGAACAAUUUGUUCAUUAUUGAAAUUAAGAAAAAAUAUGAAAAAAAGAGACUAA
Messenger RNA from Adineta steineri, 3444 nucleotides. Lineage: Eukaryota; Metazoa; Rotifera; Eurotatoria; Adinetida; Adinetidae. The record is from the annotation of a GenBank genome assembly.